Messenger RNA from Oncorhynchus tshawytscha (Chinook salmon), 1547 nucleotides. It is a transcript of the gene tmem47, whose product is annotated as transmembrane protein 47. Gene Ontology annotation, biological process: cell-cell adhesion. Gene Ontology annotation, cellular component: cell-cell junction; membrane. The record is from RefSeq and is a predicted model, not a curated record. The transcript is spliced from 3 exons. NCBI's taxonomy places the organism in Eukaryota, Metazoa, Chordata, Actinopteri, Salmoniformes, Salmonidae. The coding region runs from base 174 to 719 and encodes 181 amino acids.
GUUCAGUGCGCUCGGACGACUCGCUUCAGCAGUAGUGAUACGGUAGCUGCAGCAGCGUCCCUGACGCGCUGCCCACCCUCCACUCUCAGCAGGGGAGAAUUACGAAAUUCUUGGUUUGAGACCCAACCGCCAGCCCACGGUCCUCGGAGAAAGCUACUUUUGUUUACCAUCCCAUGGCUUCAUCCGUGAGUGGAACGGAGGAGGUGCGCGUGUCGGCGUUGACACCGCUGAAGUUGGUGGGCUUGGUGUGCGUCUUCCUUGCGCUCUGCCUGGAUAUCGGGGCGGUGUUGAGCCCCGCGUGGGUAACGGCGUAUAACCAGUACUACCUGUCUCUGUGGGAGUCCUGCUGGAAGCCUGUCAACUCGGACACAUGGCAGUGCAACACAACGCUCGAGACUGACUGGCAGAUUGCCACGUUGGCCCUGUUGCUGGGUGGUGCUGCCCUCAUCCUGUUCUCCUUCCUGGUUGCCCUGGUGUCAGUGUGUGUCGGCUCCAGGAGCCGCUGCUACAGGCCUGUCGCUGUCUUGCUGUCCGCUGCAGUGGUGCUUCAGGUUUGCAGUCUGGUCCUCUACACCAUUAAGUUCAUUGAGACAGUCAGCUUGAGGAUAAACCACGAGUUUAACUGGGGCUAUGGCCUGGCCUGGGGGGCCACCAUCUUCUCCUUCGGAGGGGCCAUUCUCUAUUGCCUCAACCCCAAGAACUAUGAAGACUACUACUAAACCCUGCAAGAGGAGAAGAGAGCCCUCUACACAACUUCAUGCCCCCCCUCCCGAGCUAUGCUCUGAACUUAGUCUGUUUUAUGUAACUGGUAGAGAAAAUAAAUAUUCACAGAACAAAUGUUGGAGAAUUAACAACAGUAGUGUCUAUAGGCUCCAUUCAGACCAUCAUACAAAUGUACUGUACCAAAUGGUUGGCUCACAGGCUUAAAGGGACACUCUUACUCAUAUUAUGAUGUGUUCUCCAAGGGAAUCUCUGCCUGUGUUGUGACUGAUGUCUGCUAUAGGCUAAGUGGUAAGGCUGAAGAGCCAAUCAGACAGUUCAAUGGAAUCCUAAUGUCCAAUAAGAUACAUCAGUGAAACCAUGUAAGGUCCCCUUUAUGAUAGGAACUUCAGCAGGAGUUGGCAGGGACAAUGCUUUGUUAUUAAUGACCAAUCAAAGAAGGGACCGGUGAGAGUGAUGGACAUAGACCAAUCAGAGAGCAGAAGGAUAGUCCAGGUGGACAGAUUGAUCUUGAGGAGGAAAGAAGUAGAAUACGAGACUCACCUAAGGAAAGGAAUCAAGGAUGCAUACCUUCACCCCCACUAACAUACUGAACAAAAAUACAAACGCCUCAGUUUCAAGGAUUUUACUGAGUUAUAGUUCGUAUAAGGAAAUGCGUCAACUUUUAAUUAAUUAAUUAGGCCCUAAUAUAUGGAUUUCAUAUGAUGGCAGGGGAGCAGCCAUGCGUGGGCUGGGAGGGCAUAGGUCCACCCACUGUGGAGCCAGGCCCAGCCAAUCUGAAUGAGUUUUUCUCCACAAAAGGGCUUUAUUACAGAUGGAAAUACUCC